UAUCUUAAUCACUACUGCUCUCAUCUGUGGUACUUACUUCAUUGGUAAUGCUUAUAUCGACAAAGAAUUUAAAGAGAGAUUGCUAAGAUGGAAAAUCACUGAUAAGAUGCAUAACGCAACAUCCAGUGCAUGCCAGAAUAUAAAUAAACCAUUGGGUAGUGAAGCACUACCGCAAGGAAUCAUCGUCAAAACAUCAAACUUGGAAACGCAACAUCUAUGGAACUACUGUGACAGUGAAAAUGGUAAUACAAAACGUUCGAUGAGUUUGUUAGCCAUGGCGGUUGGAAUCAAGCAAAAUGAGCUGGUCAACAAAGUUAUACAAAAGUUUUCUCUUCAAGAUUUUGUGGUCAUGCUUUUUCAUUACGAUGGUGUUUUGGACGACUGGAACCAGUAUCCAUGGAGUGCACAUGCAAUUCAUGUUUCCGUGAUGAAUCAAACAAAAUGGUGGUUUGCCAAACGAUUCUUGCAUCCUGAUGUAGUUGCAGAGUAUGAGUAUAUAUUUCUUUGGGACGAAGAUCUUGGUGUAGGUCAUUUCAAUCCUCAACGAUACUUAUCUAUUGUCAAAGAAGAAGGUCUUGAGAUAUCGCAACCCGGCCUCGACCCUACAGAAUCAGAGGUGUAUCAUCCUAUAACCGCUCGUCGGGAGAACUUAAAAGUUCAUAGGCGGAUUUAUAAAUUCAAAGGCGGCUUGCCAUGCAAUGUCAAUAGCACCGAUCCUCCAUGUAUCGGGUGGGUAGAAUUGAUGGCACCUGUUUUCUCUAGGUCAGCAUGGAGAUGUUCUUGGUAUAUGAUUCAGAACGAUUUGAUCCAUGCUUGGGGUUUGGAUGUGCAGCUUGGUUAUUGUGCUCAAGGUGAUCGGAAGAAAAAUGUAGGUGUUGUUGAUGCAGAGUACAUAGUUCAUUACGGCCUUCCCACACUCGGUGGGGUUGUAAACGCCUCAAGUUCUGCGCGGAAUGAGACAAAUCCGAAAUCAGGGGAUUCGUCGGAGUCUGAUGGAGUGGAUAACAGAGGAAAAGUGAGGAUGAAAUCAUCUGUCGAGAUGAAGAGAUUCAAGGAACGCUGGAAGAAAGCUGUCAACGAUGAUAGAUGUUGGCUCGAUCCGUAUUGAAAAUACAAGCGGUGUGUAAGCAAACAGAACAUAACCGGAUCACCUUUACAAAUAGAAUUUUGAGAUUGUUCAUGUUUAGUAUGUUUUGUUGUCUUAAUGUAGACCAUUGUUUUGGUAUGUAGAUUUUGUUUUAGUGGGGAAAAUCAGUGUACUUGUAUGUUAUGUGGUGGACCACAUAGAGUAGGUUUAUUUUUUAUAACACUAUAUCAA
Molecule: messenger RNA, 1318 nt
Organism: Eruca vesicaria subsp. sativa (arugula)
Lineage: Eukaryota; Viridiplantae; Streptophyta; Magnoliopsida; Brassicales; Brassicaceae
Source: the annotation of a GenBank genome assembly